Messenger RNA from Suncus etruscus (white-toothed pygmy shrew), 1040 nucleotides. It is a transcript of the gene PAFAH1B3, whose product is annotated as platelet activating factor acetylhydrolase 1b catalytic subunit 3. The transcript is spliced from 5 exons. The coding region runs from base 313 to 1008 and encodes 231 amino acids. The record is from RefSeq and is a predicted model, not a curated record. Lineage: Eukaryota; Metazoa; Chordata; Mammalia; Eulipotyphla; Soricidae.
ACGCACCCCUCCAGACACCCCACGGCGGGUGCAGAUGGUCUCGCCUGCUCCCCGCAGCUGGGCCCGGGUUGCACCCGACACUGAGCGGCCCGGAAAGGGACGCCCCGGACGAGCCCACAGCGCGGCCUGCGUGGGGGAAGCAAAGGUCGCCCGAGCCCGCCGCCGCCUCCUCCCCGGGCAAGGCAAGGGAAGGUUCCGGGGCGUCCCGGCGGGGCCGUCCAUUGUUCCGGGAGGAGGAAGGGUGGGCGUGGCGGGAGGAGCCGCCUCCGGAGGGGACAGUCGCGGCCGAACUGCGGGAGAGGCGGCGGCGAGAUGAGCGGAGACGAGAACCCGGCCAGCAGGCCCACGCCGGUGCAGGACGUGCAGGGCGACGGUCGCUGGAUGUCCCUGCACCAUCGCUUCGUGGCCGACAGCAAAGAUAAGGAACCAGAAGUCGUAUUCAUUGGGGAUUCCUUGGUCCAGCUAAUGCAUCAGUGCGAGAUCUGGCGGGAGCUCUUCUCUCCUCUGCAUGCGCUCAACUUUGGUAUUGGCGGUGACAGCACGCAGCAUGUGUUGUGGCGGCUGGAAAAUGGGGAGUUGGAACACAUCCGGCCCAAGAUUAUAGUGGUCUGGGUGGGUACCAACAACCAUGGACACACGGCAGAGCAAGUGACUGGCGGCAUCACGGCCAUAGUGCACCUGGUGAACCAGCGGCAGCCCCAGGCCCGGGUCGUGGUGCUGGGUCUGCUUCCACGGGGCCAGCACCCCAACCCACUUCGAGAGAAAAACCAGCGAGUGAAUGAGCUAGUUCGGGCCGCACUGUCUGGCCACCCGAGGGCCCACUUCCUGGAUGCUGAUCCGGGCUUCGUGCACUCAGAUGGCACCAUCAGCCACCACGACAUGUACGAUUAUCUGCAUCUGAGCCGCCUGGGUUACACCCCCGUCUGCAGGAGCCUCCACUCAUUGCUGCUGCGACUGCUGGCUCAAGACCAGGGCCAGGGGGCUCCCUUGACAGCGCCCACACCUUGAGUGUCCCUCCAUUAAAGCCUCACUCCUCAGUC